This is a messenger RNA of Helobdella robusta, 399 nucleotides long. RefSeq lists its product as hypothetical. NCBI's taxonomy places the organism in Eukaryota, Metazoa, Annelida, Clitellata, Rhynchobdellida, Glossiphoniidae. The transcript has 3 exons. The record is from RefSeq and is a predicted model, not a curated record. The annotation marks the transcript as partial.
UUGAAAUUGCAUGACGAAGUAGCAUUGAAAAGAUUGUAUGAUGGUGAUUUUGAGCACCUCACACAAGCCUCCACAGGUUCAACAACUGGAGAUUGGUUCAUUCUUUUUUAUUCACCACAAUGUGAACAUUUCAUCUCAUUGUGGGAAUCCUUGGCUGUGAGAUUGUUGCAGCAGAAGAUGGUUGCAGUUGUCAACACACGAGAUAAUCUACAUCUGAAGGAACGAUUCCAAAUCUCCAAGUGUCCUCAAGCCAUAUUCUUCAGGUCUGGCAAAAUGUAUGAGUAUGUCCUACCAAGUUUUGAAAUGAAUUCACUCUUAAAUUUUGUGGACGGUUGGUUCAAAAAUGCACCUUCAAAGCCCGUUCCUCCACUUCAAACUCCAUUGUUUGUUUCUUUUUAA